Messenger RNA from Culex quinquefasciatus (southern house mosquito), 5870 nucleotides. RefSeq names its product probable sodium/potassium/calcium exchanger CG1090. The record is from RefSeq and is a predicted model, not a curated record. The coding region runs from base 708 to 2642 and encodes 644 amino acids. Gene Ontology annotation, cellular component: membrane. Gene Ontology annotation, molecular function: calcium channel activity; calcium, potassium:sodium antiporter activity. Gene Ontology annotation, biological process: calcium ion transmembrane transport; intracellular calcium ion homeostasis. The transcript has 4 exons. Lineage: Eukaryota; Metazoa; Arthropoda; Insecta; Diptera; Culicidae.
ACCAGAGUGGUCCGAGUUCAGUCAGUCAGGCAGUGAUCGUGGCCGCGCCAAGGGGUGUCUCUUCCGGGGGUUCCGCACAAAGUAGUAAAACGAGGAAGGAGAAAAAAAAACGGUUCCAGUCACACCAGCACCCACACAAGGCACGACCACCACCCAUCAUCACCCACAGGAUUGGAGCAUUUGGUAGGAUUUGGGGCAUAAAUUGGGCGGAAAAAAGUUUCGUGGGAAAAACCCGUAAAUCUGUGAAAAGAAAAAUCUGAUUUCCCGUAGGAAGAAAAGGAAUAAUAGAGUGAGUGCAUCCCACUCUUUCACAAGCGUUCCCCACAUACACCCACGUGAGAAUGAUUCGUCAGUGAGUGUGUGUGAAAAUCGUCCCAAAUAAUGGAUCUAUAAGCAGCGAAAAUCGAAAGAAAAUCGACCGAUUCUCGAUUCUGCAGCAGCACCUGCAAAGUAUGCAACUGUGAUAGCACACUGGGUGCUGGGGCAAGUGUAGUAGGAUUAGUGCGAUCAAUCAAAUUACAGUGGGUGAACGUGUGCAAAUUUAUCAAAGAAAAGCGAUAAUUUUCGACCCCGAAAUCGACCGAAAAUCGAGAACCCACAGCAGGACAUCAGCCGACCAUCGAGCGAACGAGUGAACAGAGCUCUCUUCUUACAUCAUAGGAUACGCGAAAGCACACGAAAUUAGCAAGCCCCAGUAGAUCAGCACGAUGAAGCGAACACGCCGCGGCCGUUACUGGCACAUGGGCAUCGUGUUCCUGAUCUACUCCAGCUUCCACGCGUACUCGGCCACGAUUGGCGGGAACGGCGGUGACGACCUUGGCGAUGACUCCGGCGAUCUGGCCUCGGACCUGCCCCCGAACGUAUCGCCCAAUCCGCUGCUGUACUCGACCACGGGCACCACGGACGGCAGCGAGGAGGAGGGCAGCUCGACACCGGAAACGGCCACCGCCAAGAUCCACCACGGUCAUCCGACGUGGCGACCACGCCGCGAGAACUGUACCCCGCCAGCGAUCGAGCAGUUCCCGCGGCCACUGAUGGGACCGUACAUAAGGAGGCAUGGUGGCCUCGUGCUGCACGUGCUCGUGGCCAUGUUCACCUUCCUCGGGUUGGCCAUCGUGUGCGACGACUACUUCGUGUCCAGUUUAGAUAGAAUCUGUGAAGAAUUGAAGCUCUCGCCGGAUGUGGCCGGUGCCACGUUCAUGGCUGCCGGCAGUUCUGCGCCCGAGCUGGCCACCGUCGUGAUCGGUGUGUUCUUCGCCAAGGACGACAUCGGCAUCAGCGGUGUGAUCGGUUCGGCUGUGUUCAACAUCAUGUUCGUCAUUUCCGUAUGCGCGCUCUGCUCCGGAACUGUUUCCCAACUAAACUGGUGGCCGCUGGUUCGGGAUUGUACCUUCUACUCCAUCUCGAUCCUGGUGAUGCUGAUCGUGAUCUUCAACGACGUCAUCUCCUGGAUCGAAUCGCUCGUCAUGCUUAUGUUCUACGUUCUGUACUGCGUCGCACUGCACUUCAACAGUCCGCUCGAAAAGUGGGCCCACACCUGGAAUCUUCCCAUCAAACUUCCAACCAAGGAGGAACAAUCGGCACUGGUCACGUACAAGAAUCUUCCAGACACCACGUACACCCAGGGACAGCAACCGGGCGCGGAACAACAGCAGCCACCACAACCUGUGGAACAACCUCCGGUAGAUCAAGGUUACGCCAACUACGCCGAUCCCAACUCUGGCUGGGAUCCCAACGCGGCCUGGGGAGAACAACAGGCGGCUCCCGCGGUCAACAACAGCUACGCCCAGCCCUCUUACAACCCCAACGACGCCUGGGGAACAGAGGGACAGCAGAACUACGGAUACGAGGACCAGUACGGCCAGGAUGCAGCGAAAUCCCAGCAAGUCGCUCAAGCUCCCCAACAACAGCUGCAGACGGCGGCCGUCACGACCGGAGCGGUUCAACCGGCCGGCGGCGACGACUACUACAAACCCAAGGAACCACGGCCACAGGACUCCAAGAACCCGCUGGAGAAGCCCGUGGACGGAGGCAUCUUUGCGCAGAUCUCGUGGGCCGUUGUCUACCCGAUCCACUACACCGCUCGGCUCACGAUGCCCGACUGUAAAACGGAGAAGUAUAAGAACUGGUAUCCCUUCACCUUUGUCGUGUCCAUGAUCUGGAUCUCAUUUUACUCCUACUUCAUGGUGUGGAUGAUAACGAUUAUUGGCUCGACCCUCGGCAUCCCUGAUACUGUCAUGGGACUAACGUUCGUAGCUGCCGGUGUAUCCGUCCCGGACGCUCUUAGCUCUAUUGCAGUGAUUAAGGAAGGUUACGGCGACAUGGCCGUUUCCAACGCCGUCGGUUCCAAUGUCUUCGACAUUCUCAUCUGUCUCGGUUUGCCGUGGUUCAUCCAGACGGCAAUCAUCAAACCGGGCUCGCAUGUUAAUGUCAUCAGCAAGGGCCUGACCUACUCCACCCUGUCGUUAUUGUCCACCGUGUUUUUCCUUCUGUUCGCGACCCACAUGAACGGCUGGAAGCUGGACAAACGUCUCGGUAUCAUCCUGAUGGUGUGGUACCUGCUCUUCAUUACCGUUGCCUCGCUGUACGAGCUCAACUUCUUCGGCCAGCUGAACCCACCCGAAUGUCCCAGCAUCUACUAAAUACCAGACCUCCGUUCAAGCGACCCCGUUCGGUUCCAGCUCUACACACGCCUCAUCAUACGUCAAUUUUAGUCUCCCCCUCUCUAAACUAUCCUUGGCACAACCACACCUGUCUACCCUUUUGUUUUCCGACACAAGCACAUCCAAUGCCAGUUCUUAGCGUUAAAACUGUUACGGAUAGCAUAACCCCAGAAGGAUUUACUAAUUAAGUCCCUAAGUUUUCCCGAUUCUGUUUUUCUAGGACAAUAAGAAGAAGAAGAUCAAAUUGAAUCAAUCAUCGUUACCCACGGUAGGUCCGUUAACCUAUUAACGUCAACCAACGGUUCUUUCCAUACGAUCUUACUUUAACCAUUAGUUAGUUUCUAUAUAUUUACAUUUUACCAUACAAAUCAAACUGAACUGAUUGCUUCCCUCGUUUAGUUAUACCGUAUAGUACGUUUAAAGUUAUGUUAUGUUUAAGUACCUCGUUUCAAGUAUAGUCACACACAAACAUACACAAACUCUCACACUUGUUGCUCGAAGUUCACUGAAUCUCACAAACACUUGUAGUGAAAAGUUUAGUAUAAAAUACUGUUACGUAGUUUUGUAGCUUUCGAAAAAAAUUAUUUUUCAUUCUUUGGUGCCAAUAACCGAUUGCUAUAAAAUCACUUGUCUGGCAGGUGGCAGAAUUAUAGCAAUCAGCCAUUAUGGCACCACGCGUAGCGUCUUCACUAAUACAAACACAACUCUACAAGCAAGCGCAGCAGCGGCUGUGCCCUACUAACACAAUCCCACACAUCAUUACACAAACAGUUGCGUUUGUUGUAAAGGCACAUUUUUGCGUUGAAUCUUUUUUUUAUGUUAUAAUCAAAGAUUAUUACUUCUGGUUAUUUUUUCACCAAAUUGCUCUCUAUGACCUGUAAAUACACCGCGCGUAUAACUGAUCUAUGUAAAAGUAUGUAAAAUAUUAACCUUUCGAAUCUCCGCUAAACUUUUCCUCCUAUCUGUUGUAAUUGAGACUACUAAUAGCUCGAACCACUAUCAAAAAAAGAGUUUUACUCGGUAAUAUCGAGAGGUGAGAGCUUUGCUAGAACUGACAAUAUUGUUUCACUCGAAUAGAUUUCAUUUUAUCUAUGUAAGCUUAGCCAGUAACUAUAUAUUGUCAAACUUCAAUCUAUUAAGCCGAUAGAUCUUGACGACUUAGCUUCACCACCGUAAAUGUACUCUGUUAUGUUUGUUUGAACUUGUUUCAAGUUACAAGACAUGUUCUUUCUAUCUCAUUAGAUAUUAGCAAAAGUAAAGUUUCACCACAAGAAAAGCAAACAAAAAACAAUUUGCAAAACCCAAAACAGCGAAUAUUAAGUAAAACGGGCAGAUGAAUUUUACAUAAGGAAAUCAUAUAUACAUAGAUAUUAAUAUAUUUACCAAAUUGCGAUAAAAAAGACGGUAUCGAGAGAGUACAUUAAGUGAGUUAGUCCUAGCCCUAUAGAUCGUUAACAUUCCUCUCUGACGUAAGCUGAGAAAAUCAAAAAACUGAACUUAUUUACCUUACUUAAAGUUAUCCCUAAAUAAAACCCCAUCCACAACGUAUAUGAAUGUCAACAUUAUAUUUACAACCAAGUUAUUCUAACUAAACACAAUCGAUUGUUUCAUUUGUGCAUCCUAUUACUUCCGACCAAUGAAGCAACUUUUACGACUAGUCACGAAUCUAAGUUCAAUUAAGGCUUUAGCGAAUUCUUCCCAACUCGCGGACCACCUGGUUUUCCCCCCUCUCCAAGAAUUAUUCAACUUCCGCCGACAAACUCAAAUGGACUCGAAAAGGACUUCAUCGCAUGGCGCGUUUCAAACACGAAAUCGAUAAGCAAAAUAAAUCACCCCCCAAAGAGCAACGCAAAAAUGGAUAAUAACCCCCACAGCAACAGCAUUUGAUGGAUUGUUUGUAUGUUUUUGUCCCAUCAUCGAUUAAGAAAUUGUUAUUUAAAAAACGUGCAAGUCGGAAACACGUGACUAAGUUUAAAGUAUUGUAUUAAAUUUAAGACUGUAUAUAUAAAGCAGAAGCAGCAGAUUUAAAUUAAAGUAAAAUCAUUAGAUGAACGCAAAAAGGAGGAAUCAAGCGAUAUUUUAUAUACAGAUAUGAUAAUUGCACCGCCAAAUAGAAGAAUACAAAAAAAACAACACUCACAAUGAAUGGAAAUCUGUUAGAUGUCGCCACUCGAUCGCAGGCAAAACAAAUGCGCCUAACAGUAUGCAGAACAAAAAAAAACUCACAUGAAAUCCCCUGACAAUAGACGUUUACUGGGCACACCUACUGAAAAAUUUACUACAACAACAUGUUUUACCCUUGAACAAACUACACUCACACGUAGCGUAAAGAUAAAAAAUUCUUAGUUGAUGCUGAAUAAAGUUUUAACAAAAUCUAACAACAACAACAACAAAAACUUUAAAAUUGUAGCAACCGGAGCAGCACCAACCAGUCCUGACGCGAUUCCUCUAAGUAUUAUUACAAGUAAAAAUAAAUAUAUAGCUCUACAUAUAAAUAAUUGUCAAUUUGGAGUUUUCAAAAAACCCUGAAUUAAAAAAAGAAGAAAAACACAAAGAAAAUCAAAGGUACUAAGCCGAACCUGAGUAGCCAAACAGCGGAAGACGACGAAGCAGGAAAAUAACAACAAAAAUGAAAACAAAAAAUCAUUCGAUUGGGAGACGAAAACGUUAAAUGUUACUUUUCGUUUUAUGUAGUGUGUAAAACAAACAUCACGAAAAUAUAUCUAAUCUGUCACCGCGGUGUACUCAUUUGCGAAAAAAAAAAUAACAAUGCAAAAAAACACAACAGCAUAGAUAUUUGAUUGCACAACAGAACACAAACCGAAUCCGAGAGAAAACAAACCCAAACACAUGCGUGCACUACCCUCCUGGAUGGAAAUUAUUAUCAAACUUAUUGAACAAGAGAAUGCGAAAAAGUUUGCAAAGCUAAUGAACAACUGCGCUUCACUUAAGAUUGCUAAGAGUAUGUAACGAAACAAAACAAAAAAAAAUAUUCACAUUAACCUAUAUACAACACACCGAAAGAAGAAGGAAAACAUACACAGUCAAAAACCACACAAAUCCGCGCAUACCAAAAAAUAUCUCCACAUUCCACACAAAGAAAACCAAACGAACAUCACUAAACUUAAACACAAGUGAAAUGCUCAUACCAUGAGAUGUUAAUUGUUGAGAAGUUAAAUAAAACUGUAUUGAAAACCUACACCAAAA